AUGAUGAAAGAUUUGUUGAAUGCCAUGUCCAAGUGUGAGAAAGAUGACAGCAGUCAAACCAAGCCUGAGGAACCACAAAAUGGCCAAAUUCCAAAGGGUGAAAAGCCAAAACCCCUCCGAAACCUAACAAAAGCAAUGCUAAUUUUCCUAGUUUGUUCCGCGGGCUCUGUUCUGUUUUCGGUAUUGAAGGAUCCAUCCCCAAAAAAUGGCAUCUGGGUAGCUCCAUACGACUUCAAACUAUUCAAGAGGAAAGAUGAGCAACGUCAACCACCAAUGACUGAUAAGCUUCUUGGAGGCCUUCUUCCUCAAGGAUUCGACGAAAACUCCUGCCUGAGUAGGUAUCAGGAAGCCUUGUAUCAUAAGCAACCAACAAAACAUCCUUCUUCCUAUCUCAUCUCCAGAUUACGAAGAUACGAAGUGCUGCAUAAAAAAUGUGGACCGUACACAGAAUCCUAUAAAAGGACCUUAGAGUCUUUAAAAUCAGCGCAACACAAUGGUACUUUAGCAACAGAGUGCAAUUAUGUUGUCUGGAUUGCGCUUGGCGGCAUAGGAAACAGAAUGCUCACCUUGGCUUCUGUUUUCCUUUAUGCUUUCUUAACAAAUAGAGUCUUACUAGUUCAUCCUGGAGGAUACAUCUCGGAUCUUUUCUGUGAACCAUUUCCUGAGGUGUCUUGGUUGCUUCCCCCUGAUUUUCCCAUCAUUGAUAAGUUCAAAACUUUCUAUCAGAGAUCUCCGUACAGCUACGGAAAUAUUCUCAGACAAAAUAAUUUCCGGAAUUCAACUGAAUACUCAUUGCCAGCAUUUGUGUAUCUACACUUGGCUCAUGACUAUGCUAACCGUGACAAGCUUUUCUUCUGUGAUGAAGAACAAACUCCUCUACAAAAAGUACCUUGGCUGAUCAUCAAAACAAACAACUAUUUCAUCCCGUCCCUUUUUCUUAUUGAAUCAUUUGAAGAAGAACUCCAUAAUCUCUUUCCGGAUAAAGAAGCUGUUUUCCAUCUCUUGGGCAGGUACCUCUUUCAUCCUACCGACGUAGUUCGGGAACUGAUCGCCAGGUUUUACGAGGCUUAUCUGUCCAGAGCAGAUGAAGUUACAGGCAUCCAGAUAAGAACAUUUGGAAAAUAUUCUGGCCUCUAUGAUUAUGUAAUGGACCUGGUUUUGGGUUGCUUAAGAAAGGAGGUUCUGCUACCAGAAAUCAUUGACAAGAAGCCUAUCAUGUAUCGAUCUAAACAGCUGAAGACUAAAGCUGUGAUAAUCACAUCUUUAAGCUCUAGAUACUCUGAGGCAUUAAGAGUUAUGUACCAUGGACAUCAAACUGCCACAGGAGAUAUAAUUGAAGUAUACCAGCCAAGCCAUGAAGAGUAUCAACAGAGUGGGAAUAAGAUGCAUAAUAUAAAAGCAUUGGCAGAAAUAUACCUGUUGAGUUUGAGUGACAACUUAGUCACGAGCGCUGGAUCAACCUUCGGCUAUGUUGCUCAAAGUCUUGGAGGUUUGAAGCCAUGGAUUCUUAUGAUACCUACCAAUCAAACAGCACUAGGUCCACCUUGCCAACAAGCUGUAUCAAUGGAACCUUGUUUUCAUGCGCCUCCAGCUUAUGGUUGUGGAAACAAGAAAAAGGUUGAUGCAGGCCAGAUUGUUCCUCACGUUCAGCAUUGUGAAGACAGGAAUUUGGGUCUUAAACUUGUAGAGAAAGAUAAAAAUUUAUGA
Messenger RNA from Oldenlandia corymbosa var. corymbosa, 1707 nucleotides. Lineage: Eukaryota; Viridiplantae; Streptophyta; Magnoliopsida; Gentianales; Rubiaceae. The record is from the annotation of a GenBank genome assembly.